Asterias rubens (European starfish) is the source of this 1446-nucleotide messenger RNA. RefSeq names its product protein FMC1 homolog. The record is from RefSeq and is a predicted model, not a curated record. Gene Ontology annotation, cellular component: mitochondrion. NCBI's taxonomy places the organism in Eukaryota, Metazoa, Echinodermata, Asteroidea, Forcipulatida, Asteriidae. The transcript has 3 exons. Bases 90 to 410 code for a protein of 106 amino acids.
GUCAGCUCCCAUACCAGACGAUAUCUUUCCAGUUUUUGGUUGACUUCUAAUCUCCCUUCUUAUCAUUAUUUUUGAAGUUUUGCUCAAUUAUGGCGGCUAAUAACAGCAUAAACACAUUACGGUUGAUGCGAUCUUUAAUACGGGAGCUUCGUCUGGUAAAAAAGAGUUCUCCGAAAGAUACAAUGGCCUACAGUUUCUUGGUUGAUCAAUUCCGAAAGAACCAGGUGACAUCAGAGAAGCACUGUAAAGCGCACAAUGAGAUGCUCCACCAGGCGCAGACGUAUCUAUGCAUGCUCAAGAGUACAAGAGAACAUGAGGCCAUCCAAACUGUGUAUAGAAGGGGAGAGAGGACAAUAGAGGAGAGUGCCAGGCUAGUGGGAUUGAAACUGCCGAAACCUGCUGGAGAGUAGACUAGAUCAAGCCUUCAUGUAACUAUGGCAUAGUCAGCAGUGUUGUAGCCACAGUGGGUGGUGCCGGGCAGUGUUUGUUUUUCUACACAUCAGAAUUGCCAUCCUAAAAACUGUCCAUGAUUUUGUUUUUAAGGAUUUCCUUCUUUGAAUGUAUUUAGAAAUAAAAUAAAAUCCCCUUUGAAAAGCACUACGACUGUGGCAAGUUUAUAGUGCAGAAAACAAAUUGUUCAGAACUAAGAAAUUUCGCCCAGUACUCGUGAGGAAAAUACACUGCGCUGCCCAGCACAAAGUUCCCCCAGAUUGCACUUCAGCAAUGAUGGCCCCCAUAUCUGAACAUGAAUAAUUGAACUGUUUGCCCUUUGUGCUCGCCCCAGGUGGAUUUAGAGCCCACCACUAUUGGUCUAGCUGCAACACUGGUAGCCAGGAUGUUUUCACUGAGGGCAGAGGCGUUGCUUUUCAGUUUGGUAGGGUGGGCAGGGGCCGCUGUUCAUAACCCAUAUCACCCAGCAAACAAUCCAAAGUGAGAUACAGUAGUAGUUUUGCCUUAGCAUCUCACAGAGCCAAACUUUGCAAAGUCCAUCAACUCAUGUUACAUUCAACCAAAUUGAUCAACUAAAACUGACUCUGCUUUCAAUAUUGUUUGGAAUUGGAAUGAACUACAAACUCUGCUGAUCAGAGACUAAAGAGCUUGGUUCCGCUUUGGUUGACUGCUCAGUCUUUUGUAUGUACUAGAAUAAGGUCCUGAGUUGUUCCCUGCAAAACACAUUAGCUGCCCGAACGAACACAAAUAAAGUUAUUCUGUUAUCUGUUUGCACAGCAUGCAGUUGCUUUGGGACUUUUUAAAAUUGUAUUUAUAAUACUGAACUUCCCCUGUCUUCAUUCGUUGAAGAGAGAGUGCACAGUUCCAUUGUUUGACAUAAGAGACUGCCGCCAAUGCAAUUAGGGGUCAAAUGUUUAAUAAAUAUUGUUCACUUAUUUGGUGAUUAUAUUAUUGCAAUAAAUAAAUAAUUGUUAUGAGGUAGGAUGUUUAACUCAA